AUGCCUAUCACUUCCGAACCUCAAGGCUCUUUCUUUGGCCACCUUUUCCAUGCUAUCUGGGCUGCCGUCAGUACCUUUUUCGACACAACCUGGUUUCUGACUUCGUCAUUGUUCGGCGCCCUGUUUGAAGUCAUGCUUCCAGCUACAAUUGCCGCCGCUAUCGUCGGCGGUGUGGUUCUCGCCGCCAUCUUGGCUGUCGUGUAUAUCGUGAAUUGGAUGGGAUGCAUUCAGUUCGAGUUCGGGGCUGAGAAGACAGGGACAAGUUCGUCAAAGGCCGCCGGAGAUGGAUCAGACGCAGUACUGGUCGAUGUUACGAAUGACAAGCGACGUGUUGAGAUUGAAAUCGAGUUUUUGGAAGAGUUGCUGCGUGCUAAGCGGGAGAAGUUGGAGAAAUUGGAAUAG
Penicillium cataractarum is the source of this 402-nucleotide messenger RNA. RefSeq lists its product as uncharacterized. Bases 1 to 402 code for a protein of 133 amino acids. NCBI's taxonomy places the organism in Eukaryota, Fungi, Ascomycota, Eurotiomycetes, Eurotiales, Aspergillaceae. The record is from RefSeq and is a predicted model, not a curated record. The transcript has a single exon.